This is a messenger RNA of Hermetia illucens (black soldier fly), 1743 nucleotides long. It is a transcript of the gene Ttc26, whose product is annotated as intraflagellar transport protein 56. Gene Ontology annotation, biological process: intraciliary anterograde transport; intraciliary transport involved in cilium assembly. NCBI's taxonomy places the organism in Eukaryota, Metazoa, Arthropoda, Insecta, Diptera, Stratiomyidae. The coding region runs from base 24 to 1673 and encodes 549 amino acids. The record is from RefSeq and is a predicted model, not a curated record. Gene Ontology annotation, cellular component: ciliary base; intraciliary transport particle B; ciliary basal body. Gene Ontology annotation, molecular function: identical protein binding; intraciliary transport particle B binding. The transcript has 7 exons.
UCAACACAAAUCAGGAAGACAUAAUGAUACUUUCUCGAGGCAAAUCGGAUUCAGCAAACUCCCGCCAUGACACAAGUGCGGCCAACAAAAAGAACUUACCAAUCUUUGAGGAUUUCAUAGUUGAACGUGACUACACCGGAGCCAGGGCUUAUUUGGAGUUCAUGUUUGACGAUGACGAUAAUCAAAAGAUAUUGCGUGAACAAUGGAUGGCUUUCUGCAGUUUCCAUCUCGGUGAUUAUCAGAAAGCCUUGGACCAAUACCAGGCAAUCAAAAAGGAAGAUCCCACCAUCAAUGAUAUCACUCUAAACGUAGCCAUUUGCAUGUUUUACUUGGGCAUGUACGAAGAAGCCCAUGACUUGAUGGACAUUAUACCCAACACCCCCCUGAAAGUACGUUUACUAUUUCACUUGGCCCAUAAACUAAAUAAUGAGGAUCAACUUAUGGAACUGCAUGAAUCUCUUCGUGAUGUUGUUGAGGACCAGCUGACCCUAGCGUGUCUACAUUAUCUAAGAGCUCACUAUCAGGAGGCCAUCGAUAUCUACAAAAGGAUUCUUCUAGAUAACAAGGAGUAUUUGGCUAUAAAUGUCUAUCUGGCACUCUGCUUUUACAAGCUCGACUACUAUGACAUGUCGCAAGAGGUCUUGGAUAUCUACUUGAAUAGACAUCCCGACAGUACCAUUGCUAUCAACUUGAAAGCCUGCAAUAGAUUCCGUCUCUUUAAUGGAAGAGUUGCUGAACAGGAGAUCAAAAAUAUCACGGAUAAUGGAACCUUCGGUGCUGACUUAAUCCGUCACAAUCUAGUAGUUUUCAGGAAUGGCGAAGGAGCUUUGCAGGUGUUUCCAGCUCUACUCAAUAUCAUUCCAGAAGCAAGGUUAAACUUGGCGAUUUUCUACUUGAGACGCGGAAAUAUCCAGGAAGCUCACAGUUUAAUGAAAGAAGUCCAACCUACUGUUCCUCAUGAGUAUAUUCUGAAAGGUGUAGUUCACGCUGCUCUUGGACAGCAGCUGGGAUCGAAAGAGCACAUCAAAACAGCACAACAGAACCUUCAUUUGGUCGGCAGUUCAGCUUCCGAGUGUGAUACGAUUCCCGGUAGGCAAAGCAUGGCCUCGGCUUUUUUCCUUUAUGGUCAGUUCGAAGAGGUCCUCGUCUAUUUGAAUUCAAUUCGCAGUUACUUCGUCAAUGAUGAUAUCUUCAAUUACAAUUAUGCUCAAGCGAAGGCGGCUACAGGUUACUUUAAAGAAGCUGAGGAAUUGUUCCUACAAAUUAACGACCCUGAAAUUAGAAAUCAACAUACAUUCUGCAUGCUCCUGGCUAGAUGCCAUAUUCAAGCUGGUCAUCCGGAACAGGCAUGGAAUCUCUUUGUCUCUCGCGAUACCAAUUCAGAAGCAUUCCUUUUGCUUCAACUAAUCGCGAAUGAUUGCUACAAAUGCGAGGAGUUUUGGGUGGCCGCAAAAGCAUUUGAUAUGUUGGAAAAACUAGAUCCAAGUCCUGAGCAUUGGGAAGGAAAACGAGGUGCCUGUGCUGGAGCUCUUUUUGCAGUUGUUACUGACUUGGAUAAAGGAAGACCUCCUAAUGGAGUUGCAGAUAUUGUUUCAAUAUUGCGGGAAUCAAACAAUUCUCAAGCAGAAGUUAUGCUCAAAGCAAUUAGGAAAUAUGCCAGUAAUUUGAAAUAAGGACUAAUAACUCCUGUAUUUUUACUUACUGAUUUUUUGCUUAACUAAAUAAAAUAACUGUUUUCAUUUU